AUGAAGCCUUUCGUCGCAGCCAUCGCAGCAUCUGCUUCUGUAAAUGCGCAAAUGUCCGCAAACGAUGCCUGGACCGACGUCGCCGCGGCCUACACCGAUCUUUACGACGCUGUUCACGACGCAUACGUAGGCACCGGCAAAAAGCAAGCAGUGAAGAAGGCCAAUCGAGUGGGAGACUUCUACAACAAAGUCAACAACUUUCCCGGACGAGUGUCGGCAUCCUGCGCCGAAUUCGCCGGCUCUGGUGACCCCGCCGCAUUCGUUCCUCCCUACUACGACAGUGAGGACAUUUGCCACUCGAUCAACAACUUCAUUGCCUCUGUGACGAGCUACCACGACGCUUACGUCUGCAUGGAUGAUGUCGACCUGACCGCCAACAACGGCUGGGCUCCGCACAAGAUGAUCAGAACCAUUCAGCGACAGCGCAACAUGCUUUUCAACAGAAAGCUCAAGCAACUCCAGUGCAGCCUGCCAAUCGCGCCAACACCACCUCCCUGCGACAGCAACCCAUGCGACGGCCUCAGCAACUGCUACACCCUCAUCGACGGCUGCGCCAUCGCCCCCGUCCGAGAUACCUCGCUAGGACCCGUCCCUGCUGCGAUUUCUUACAAGAUCUCGGCUGAAGUUUUCUGCGACCAUAGCGGAACUGAGAGCCAGUUCCAGAACAUUCUUUUCUUAGGCGCCGAUGUCUGGGAAGACGGCGUCGGAGAUCGACUCUUUGUGCUUAGCAAAGGCAGUGGAUGGCAAAAGAUCCACUUCGUGAUCAAUAAAGGCGACAACGCGGGAUUCGUGACAUACCAUGAUUUCGCCUGCGUCGACGGCGAAUGGAACACUUACGCUCUCGAAGUUCAAAAUAGCCCCUUCAGUUCCAGCGAUGUCGACUUCACUGCAACUGUCGAUGGCAAUGUCGUGAUGCAGGGAAGCUACCCCUUGACCGGAGAGGGCUUCGGCGAUCUCCAAGUCUACUCCUCCAACCCGCUCCAUACCGCUGCACCUCACAAAGUGCGAAACUUCUUUUAUCAAACUUUGUAA
Molecule: messenger RNA, 1032 nt
Organism: Oikopleura dioica
Lineage: Eukaryota; Metazoa; Chordata; Appendicularia; Copelata; Oikopleuridae
Source: the annotation of a GenBank genome assembly